Penicillium griseofulvum is the source of this 645-nucleotide messenger RNA. RefSeq names its product Hsp70 nucleotide exchange factor FES1 (gene fes1). The transcript is spliced from 2 exons. Bases 1 to 645 code for a protein of 214 amino acids. NCBI's taxonomy places the organism in Eukaryota, Fungi, Ascomycota, Eurotiomycetes, Eurotiales, Aspergillaceae. The record is from RefSeq and is a predicted model, not a curated record.
AUGGACCCCGAAAUGAACAAGCUCCUCAAAUGGAGUGUCGCCAACUCUCAGGCAUCUGCAGGUGCAGAUGGUGAAGCCGGCGCUAAUCUCCCGGCAGCGGCAUCAACCUUGACCCCGCAGAUGGUCAACACACUUUUUGGCGGCCCCUCUGAGGCCGACCUGAUGCGGGCCGCGAUGGAGGUUGUGCAUGACAACGAGUCCGACCUGGAAAACAAGUUGAUCGCAUUCGACAACUUUGAGCAGCUGAUUGAGGGAAUCGACAAUGCGAACAAUCUCAUCCCACUCAACCUAUGGAAGCCGCUUGUCGAGCUGCUCAAGCACGACGAGGCCGAGAUCAGACGUUAUGCGGCCUGGUGUGUAGGAACAGCCGUGCAGAACAACCCGAAGGCACAGGAUCAGCUCGUCCUACUCAAUGAAAUCCCUACCCUCGUCACCCUCGCCACCACAGAGUCCAACCCCGCAGCCCGCAAGAAGGCCAUCUAUGCCAUCUCUUCUGCAGUCCGUAACCACCAGCCUGCAUUGGAUGCACUGAACAAGAGCCUCCCGGAAGGCUAUCCCACCGACAAGACCGACGCUGGCGACAUGGAUGGCAUUGAUGCUAUCAUGGAUAAGCUACGGUCUCACCCGAUCAACACCUCUGCAUGA